ACCUUCUCCCGUUACAUAAAUCUCCUCCCACUUACCAAUUGUACACCGUGAUACAGUGGGAGGUUCAAUCGUCACUGAGCUCGGAUCUUUGACCGCCACCGCCACCUCCACCUUCUCGUGUCCCUUCUGUCAAGUUGCAGCUGCAGAACAUGCAGAUCCUGCAUUCGCUGUUGAAGAUCCCGCAUGAUCUCCCCUGUGCAAGCAGCAGAGCCUGUCACGACGAAGUGAAGCGGAGAGAUUUGGUGGUCUACAACGGAGCGAUAUCCGGUGAGGACGACGAGGGUGGAGCGGAAGAUGACACGACGCUCACGUUCGUACUGAGGGCACAGAACGGCCGGACGUGCUUCUACGGCACGCUGCGGUUGAAGUAUCUCAGAAGCCUGUUCAAGAGCCAGGAGGAGGAGGAGGGCGGCGAGUCGAGAAUGGGACACAAGACGGAGACGGUUAACGUAGGCUGUAAAGUCCUGCCGAUCUGUGACGCCGUGUCGACCGGCUCCAACGGCAGCUACGGCUCCGACAAGGACAAACAGAGGAGUGAGCGGACAAAGGCGGUCUCGCGGAUGAAGGAGCUGCUCAGGUGGGCUGCCGCCGCCAAGUCCUCCAAAGGAGGAAGCAAAGCUUGGAAGGCGUUGUAUUUUCGACACAAAGUCGCACUGAAAGCCGAAACGGAUGAUUCGAGUUCGACAUCCAGUGAAAUAAGCUUCAAGUGGGACGGCGGCAGCUGCUCGAGUGCUUCGUCGGUGCGUUCUCCGCUUUCACUGGCGUCCACCUCUCGAAACGAUCGCAUGGUGGUGAAGAACCCGUCGAGGCUCUCAGUUCGUCGACAGAGUCCAGAGCUCGACCCAAAUCUACUGGGAAGCCCCAAGAGCGAAGACCAUGUCAGAAAUGGGCAGUGGAUCACUACAGACUCCGAAUUUGUGGUGCUCGAGCUCUGAACUCAACCUGGAGUUCCUCGGUGCCAUUUGCGUGUAACCUACGCUGAUCCAUCCAUGUAUUGCUAAUGGUUCGAGAAUUCGUGGCGAUGGCUACAGCGCUGCAGUUUCCAUUUCUACUCGGAGAAUUAAAGACAUGUCUAUUUUCUGGAAAUAGUGUGUUAUCUUCUGGAAGCUGUCUCAGCUUUGGGUGAUCUCAUUGCCUUCUCCUCCUCCUCUCCUUUCCUUGGGUGAUGCGUGUCUGCCAGUGUUGGAAUUUAA
Molecule: messenger RNA, 1193 nt
Organism: Musa acuminata AAA Group (dessert banana)
Lineage: Eukaryota; Viridiplantae; Streptophyta; Magnoliopsida; Zingiberales; Musaceae
Exons: 5
Coding region: 150-935 (261 amino acids)
Source: RefSeq, a predicted model, not a curated record